Balaenoptera ricei (Rice's whale) is the source of this 5748-nucleotide messenger RNA. It is a transcript of the gene GLYCTK, whose product is annotated as glycerate kinase. The record is from RefSeq and is a predicted model, not a curated record. The coding region runs from base 778 to 2349 and encodes 523 amino acids. Lineage: Eukaryota; Metazoa; Chordata; Mammalia; Artiodactyla; Balaenopteridae. Gene Ontology annotation, biological process: protein phosphorylation. Gene Ontology annotation, cellular component: cytoplasm. Gene Ontology annotation, molecular function: glycerate kinase activity. The transcript is spliced from 6 exons.
GAAGACGCGGCACUGAACGGUGUUGCGGUAAGUCCGCGCAGCGAGGGCCCGCAGAACCACUGGGCCCCGCAACAUCGGGCCCAGGCGUCAGCGGGCCCUUAUUUCUCGGACAUUACACCGGACGUUACGCGGCCGCCAUUUACCUCACGAAAGCCAGAGGCUCCGGCUUGAGGGUGACGCCAUUUCCGGGGCUGGGCGGGCAGGCGAAGGCCGGAAAGGGCUCCAGCCUCGCUUUGUGGCUGGGAGGAGUCAAGGAGGAUUGGGCCCAAUGGUACAUGGGGUCAUGUGGCAUCUAAGGACUUCUUCAAGGUUCUACUAUGAGCCAGGCUUUGCUGCCACUUCUGAUUUGAACCUGAACCUGUUGCUGGACUGACCCUGAGUGCUGGGAUUCUUCAGGCUGUGUGCCCCGAGGAUGUGCCUGGACCUGCCUGUCGGUGUCCCAGCAAACCUAGAGCCUCCCUACACAGACCUAGCCUUUCCAGGCUCCUCAGCCCAGACCCAUGAACUAAUGAAACAGAGCAGGCUGUGCGCUCUAGAGCCCGAGAGCCACAACUACUGAAGCCUGCGUGCCUAGAGCCCGUGCUCCGCAACAAGAGAAGCCACUGCAAUGAGAAGCCCGCGCACCCCAACAAAGAAUAGCCCCUGCUCGCAGCAACAAAGACCCAACACAGCCAAAAAUAAAAUAAAUAAAUAAAAAAAAAAAAAAGAGAGAGCAGGCUGGAGGUCACUGGGCUCAAGGCAGCCAUGGAUGCCAGGUGGUGCUGAGAGCAGUGGAGCAUGGCUGCAGCCCUGCAGGUCCUGCGUCACUUGGCCCGAGCCCCCUUGAGCCCACUCCUCUGGGGGGGCCCAUUGGCCCGGCUGGCCAGUAGCAUGGCCCUGGCAGAGCAGGCACGGCAGCUGUUUGAGAGCACUGUGGGUGCCGUGCUGCCGGGCCCCAUGCUGCAGCGGGCACUGUCUUUGGACCCUGACAGCGGGCAGCUGAAGGUGCGGGACCGGAGCUUUCAGCUGCAGCAAAACCUCUACCUGGUGGGCUUUGGCAAGGCUGUGCUGGGCAUGGCAACUGCAGCUGAGGAGCUACUGGGCCAGCAUCUUGUGCAGGGCGUGAUCAGCGUUCCCAAGGGGAUCCGUGCUGCCAUGGAGAGUGCUGGCAAGCAGGAGAUGCUGUUGAAGCCACACAGCCGUGUCCAGGUAUUCGAGGGCGCAGAGAACAACCUGCCGGACCGAGAUGCCCUGCGGGCUGCUCUGGCCAUCCGGCAGCUGGCUGAAGGCCUCACAGCUGAUGACCUGCUGCUCGUGCUCAUCUCAGGUGGGGGCUCGGCCCUGCUGCCCGCCCCCAUCCCACCUGUUACACUGGAGGAGAAGCAGACACUCACCAAGCUGCUGGCGGCCCGUGGAGCCACCAUCCAGGAGCUGAACACCAUCCGGAAGGCCCUGUCCCAGCUCAAGGGUGGGGGGCUGGCUCAGGCCGCCUACCCUGCCCAGGUGGUGAGCCUGAUUCUGUCAGACGUGGUGGGGGACCCUGUGGAGGUGAUUGCCAGCGGCCCCACUGUGGCCAGCAUCCACAGUGUGCAAGAUUGCCUGCACAUCCUCAAUCGCUAUGGCCUUCGUGCUGCCCUGCCACGUUCUGUGAAGACUGUGCUGGCUCGGGCUGACUCUGACCCCCAUGGGCCACACACCUGUGGUCACGUCCUCAAUGUGAUCAUUGGCUCCAAUGCACUGGCACUGGCCGAGGCUCAGAAGCAGGCCGAGGCGCUGGGAUACAGGGCUGUGGUGCUGAGCACAGCCAUACAGGGAGAUGUGAAAAGUGUAGCCCAGUUCUAUGCGCUGCUGGCCCGAGUGGCUGGAGCCCGCCUCACCAUGCCUGGGGCUGGAGCCUCUGUGGAGGAGGAUGAACAACUCUAUGAACUGGCGGCUGAGCUCCAGCUCCCAGACCUACAGCUGAAGGAGGCUCUGGAGGCCGUGGUGGGCACUCGGGGACCGGUCUGCUUGCUGGCUGGUGGUGAGCCCACAGUGCAGUUGCAGGGCUCAGGCAAGGGUGGCCGGAACCAGGAACUGGCCCUGCGUGUUGGAGCAGAGCUGGGACGGUGGCCGUUGGGGCCUAUUGAUGUGCUGUUUUUGAGCGGUGGCACUGAUGGGCAGGAUGGGCCCACAGAGGCAGCCGGGGCCUGGGUCAGGCCUGAGCUUAUCAGCCAGGCCGCUGCCCAGGGUCUGGACGUGGCUGCCUUCCUAGCCCACAAUGACUCACAUACCUUCUUCUGCCGCUUCCAGGGUGGGGCACACCUGCUGCACACGGGGCUGACUGGCACCAAUGUCAUGGACGCCCACCUCCUGUUCCUGCAGCCGCGGUGAUAUUGUAGGUCAUGUUUUGGGAACCUAGAGGAGGCCUGCAGGGCAGCGUCCUGGAGAAGACCAGGUUUGGUCCCCAGGGCCUUACCAGGCGUUAGGGCCUCUCCUCUCCUUGGCCCUAGCUACAUGGUUGGCCCUCACACCUCCAAACCAGGGCCUCUGCUUUGUGUCCAACUCCCCAACCAGACAGGCAGAUGGGGGUUCUCUUCCACCCCUACUUUCAGCCAUGGCAGCAGGUACCCCUGAGGACCAGGACGAGCCCCCCUAGGCCAGUUUGCUGCUCCCAGUGUUUUCCCCCAGGCAGCCCCUCUGCUCAGCUCCUGAGCCUGUUUCUUCUGUGGGGUGAAACAGGAAGGACUGAAAAUGAAAAGGACCGCACUAUGGGUUCUCAGUGCUUCUUCCCUCACAGCAAAGGUUAGCGGGGAGCUGCCGGGAAGGGGAAUGGUGUUGGGCAGCAGCCCCUGUGCCAGGGCCCUGCAGGAGUUCUCUGUACCCAUCUCUGCAGGGCACUUGCUUCACUUAAACAGGAGCUUGGGAGGGUUGAGCGUGGCUCCCAACACGCUCAAUGUGGGUGAGCAGAGACCCCAGGGAGAACAGGUCUAAGAACUUUAGUCUCUGACGUCUGGGUGGGACUGGCCACUCAUCCAACUGUCACUCUCCCCUGUGGCAUCCCUGCUGAGGUCUCUCCACCCUGUGAUGUGUGCCUCGCUGGGCACAUGCUUACUGCCUGCCACCAAGGACUUCCCUCCCUUCUGUCUUUGGACAGCCCUUAGACAGACUGUACUUUCUUUGGUUGAUAAACCCCUGUUUAUCCAGGGGUUACCCCCAGCCACACAGGACACUGGGUGUUGUUUCCUUGUGCCAGACCCAUUUUCCCAGGCUGACCCACUCCCUGCCCCCAGAUCCUUUAGCUGUUCCUCUGGGAACACAGUCCAGUUCCUGGUGCCAGCCUGCAGUGGGGGUCUCUAGUGCUGGGAUGGUGGGUCAGAGCAGUGGUGGGGUCCAGCAGCCCCUCUCCCCUUCUCCUGUUACGGCUGGCUGGGAAGAGGCCAGUGGGGAGGGGAGCAACAGAGGAAGGGCUUCCUUAGCCAGGCUAGCAGACUGCACUGGGAGAGGGUGGGGCCGCUGUCCUGGCUCUCCUUGGGCCCCCUUAUUCAGUGUUCGAGCCCUCCGCUGGCUGCCCCCGCCGUGCGCCACGGCUCCAAUCCCUAUAUGAGUGAGCAGUAGAAUCACAUAGGAAUAAAAAGCCAUAGAGAACAGCGAGGCUUGGGGCUGUUCCUGCUGGCCCCCUUCUCCACCCCAGCCGUGCCCUCCUCUCUGAGGGUGUGAGGGGCUCUGGGCCAGGGCUGGCGUGCCCUGCUCCUGGGAAGAGCCUCCCUUCUCUACUUGGGCUCUAGACGGUGCAGCUUGCAGAUGGUUCCUGGUGGGCUGGGGAUGGGGAGGGAGGUGAGCAGGUGAGCUGGGUUCUGGGGUCCAGGGAGAUUUAGGGGAGAGGGGAAUUCACACCCCUUUGUGAUGCAGGGGCUCCAUUUCCUUCUGUCCUGGUGGGAGGUUUCUUCCGGCAGGGGUGGGGGUGUCAUAGUCUUAGGGGCUACUGUCCCCACAUGGCUGUGCCUGUGCCCCGGUGCUCCUCUGGCACCCUCUGGAUAUGCCCUGUCCCUGCUUCAGUCCUUGCCCUCGGGGGCAUGAGGAUUAGCACUGGGUGUCAAGUUCCCAGCAACAGCAGGAUAAGAGGGUUGGGGCUGUGGCAGAGGGCCUGUCUGCCAUGUCCCGAGCAUGUGCAUGCAUGUGUGUGGUGGCAUGUGAGCACGCAGGUGUUGGUGUUGCCAUUGCAGGAGGGGGAACGCAUCAGUGUGUGUACACGGAGAUCCUCAGUGCGGGCUGUGCUGUGCUGCUUCCUGUGCGCAUAGCUGCUUACACACCUGCUGAGGGGUGAGUGAGAGUGGGGUCUUGCUAGAGUCUCCCCCUGGCCACCUUGGCCCCUGCCCUGGGCCUGUGUUUGUGGGGGCUGGAGGCCAGAGGCUGGAUUGGGCCUAACCCAUUAGAUUUGCCCAUUUGGUAACCCCAAGAUGAGAAAGGAUAUAUUUGGCUGCAAUCUAGAUGAAAAUAUGAGAUAAAGCCUACAUGGUGAGUGUUCUGUAGGACUUAUUAUUUGCUCCAUAAAUGUCAAUUAUGGGUCAUAAUAACUGUUCCCGUCCUGUGGCUCUUGGCUUCCGUCUGUCCCCACUUGGGUUCCUGCUGCCCUCGUUCCCACCUCAUCUCCAUCCCCAGCAGCUUCCAUUCUCUACACUUGGCAUGAACUGAGAGCAGCUGGGCAAUGGGCCUGGCCAGCCUUUAGGUGUCUGCCAAUCCAAAUCCAUUUGUUUUAUAGCUGGUGAAACAGAGAGGGAAGGUGGCUUGUCUGGGGCUGCACAGCAAGUCUGCCACAGAACCAGAAUGAGAGCCUGGUUGGGACGUGCUUGACUAUCCUCUGCCUACCCUCUGGGGCUUAGAGACCCUGGGGCCUGUCAAGGGCUCAGCCAGAGCCAGAGAUCCACUCCUGCUUCCCUGCUGCCCUGCCAAGGGCUUGGGGAUGGUGACGUGACCAUGGCUGGUCUCUUGAGGGAUCCUUAGAACAGAUUUGUCAGUCCCUCUUGGCUUAGAUUUCACAGCUCCAUUGUGUGUGUGAUUUGGCAAAAAGCCACAUGCGGUGGGUUUCCACACAAAGGUGUGUGCCUGCAUCUGUAUGCACAUCUGUGUGUGUGCUCGGAGACGUGUAGGCGUGUGUGUCCAGUUCAACCCACAGUCACUGAGUGGGCCUCAGAGCCAUGCUCUGAGUUGGGUGGGGGACACACACAGUUUGGUGUGGUUAGAAUGUUGGGGAGACGGUGAUGCAAGUUCAGCAAGGAGGCCAUAAAGGCUGGCAGAGGCCAAUUGGCAAAAGGCCUCGUGUGCCUGGCUGAAGGGGUUGCACUUCACACUGACAGUGGUGGCAGGCCCCACAAGGAGUUUUGGCAAGGAGUGAUGCCAGGAGACUGUCUUAGGACUUUGAUGCUGAGGCCAUCCUUACCAUGGGGGUGGGGGGGUGGGUGGAAGAGGUGCGGCAUGUAGGAGAGAGGUGCAUCACCAGGCCCGGGAACCCCCUCCCACCUCCUCCCUGCCCGCUCCUCUGUAGCCUCAUUCCGGCAGCCUUCAGCCAGCCCAGGCAACCCUUUGGAUGCCCACUUUGGAACCAAGGUUGGAAGCCCUGGCUCAAACACCCCUGGGAGUAACCUAGCUCCUCUGUUGCUGGGAAUGCCAUCAGGGCAUGAGGAUUUGUGGGGCAGAGAGCCUGGGCAGCGAGUGGACUUUGGUGAGCAUAGGCACCCCACUGCAUAUAGGGUCUCACCAAGGUGGCAGUUAAAAGACCUGGAAGGAGCACUG